AUGGACGCUAACCGGGCGCCAACGGAGGCUCGCCCGCUGAGUUCAGGGUUAGCUGGUCAAGAAGCACCAGUUUCAACUCAGCCACCACCAUCAGUUCGUCCACUUAAUAGGCAGGACUCUCGGUCAGCCUUUCCACCACAAUCUCCGAGACCGGCGGCACCUCCAUCACAGCCCAGACCGCAGUUUCAACCUGGAGGACCUGUUAGUUCCCCUCCACAAUUUGCGCCAAGAACAGGUGCACCAGUAGCAAGAGGUCCAGCCCCAGCUCCAACUGGCCCUCUAGGAGCUCAGCAAGUUCGCCCCGCUCCUCCUACAGUACGACCUUUUGGUCCGCAAUCUAUUGCACCCCAACAAGGUCCUAGACCAAUUCAGUCACCGACAGGACAGCCACUGCAACGUGCUCCUCCUCCGAACAACUUGCAGUUCGGCCCGAGGCAGCCGCCACUUGUCGGUGCAACUACACCUGACGGAGGUAGACCACAGAUUGCUGGACAGCAACCAAACGGUGCCAUAAGAAACGGUGCACCACCUGUCCCCGGAGUCCAGAGGCAACCAUCACAAGGCUCUCUGAAGGGUCUUGACAUAUCUAAUACUUAUCAGACAAAAUCAGCCAACCUGGAUAACCAAAAUAUUUCAAGUGAAAACCCAAAUGUCCCUAAGGCAGAAAACGGCAUUGAAGGGCCCGGGGUGGCUAAAGGUAGGAGCUAUAGCAUUGCAGCAGCCCCCGGAGCCCCGAGCCCCUUGAAAGCAGAAGAUGAUCGACGAAAGUCUGUCAGUGCUAUAGGUGGAAGGAUAGAUGAAUUUAUUAGUCGGAGUCCAGGACUUGGUUUAAUUCAAGAAGGAAAAAUAGACAGCAAAGAAAAUGUACGGGAAUCGAAGGAGAGCAUUCGUUCAGAAGCUUCGAAUGAUGCAGGGAAAGAAGUUCCUGAACGCGCUGAAUCUCGUUUAUCUGGAUCUAAAAUGACAGAAUCUUUUAUUGGUGCAUUACCAACAUCAACACCAAAAAAGAAAGUUGAUGAUGACGAUGAUGUGAUUCUGCAAAAUAACUCAACGACUUCACGAACUGCAACUGAAACUACAAAACCAAAAGAAGAGUUUUCUGAUCGUUCUCCGUCUUUAACUCGCAGUGAUGACUCUCCUGAACCUAAGCAAAAACCGUCAAUGAGCCCAACUGUCCCAAUAAAAUCUCAAAACGCUACCCCGGAACCUGCUCGCCCAAAAACUCCUAAAGUUGAACCGAAGUCAGAAACAAAGACAGAUACAAAACCAGUAACCCCGACAAACAAGACUCCUUCAAAGUCUCCUUUACCAGAUGCUAAGCCACCACAACAACCACCAAAGAAACCAAACGAUUUAACUUCACCAAUUGGUUCUGCAGAUGUAAAGAAAACGCCUCGUAAAACAGCGUCUGCGCCAAAAUCUCGACCAAAAGAUGGUGACAAUGAUAGUGGCGUCGAUGAAUCUACGCAAGGCAAUGAUGUCAAUGGAUCUCCUGGUUCGCCUAAUAAAAAAAUCCCAAGCAAACUCCCCAUGAAGGAGAAGUCCAGUAACAGUUUGAAAACAAGCCUGUCACGGUCAUCAAGCAAAAGUGCUACUGCUAAAACGCCGGAAAAUCCACCACCGAAUGAGAAAAAAAAGGUACCGAUGAACAAAGUACAAGUUGGCAACGCUCCGUCGCCUAACAUUAAAGCAGUAAAAUCGAAAAUUGGCUCAUUAGACAAUGCGACGUACAAGCCUGGCGGUGGAAAAGUUAAGAUUGAAAACAGGAAAUUAGAGUUCGGUAACGUAACGCCCAAAAUUGCUGCUAAAAAUGAUGCUUACACUCCAAGUGGUGGAGUCAAAAAGAUUGUAUCCACGAAAUUAGAAUGGAACGCAAAAUCGAAGAUUGGAUCGCUCCAGAACACUGCGUACAAACCAGGUGGUGGUGACAAGAAGAUUGAAACUGUCAAAUUGGAUUUUAAAGAAAAAGCUAAACCAAAAGUUGCUUCGACAGUCAACAUCACUCAUAAGCCUGGCGGUGGUGCUGUUAAGAUCGAAAAUCAAAAAUUGGAAUUCAAAGCACAAAGUAAAGUGGGAUCCAUGGAUAACGUAAAGCAUAAACCCGGAGGCGGUGACAUCAAAAUUUUCGAUGACAAAGAGUACAUCAAGCAGAUGUCGGGCCAAUCGCCGGUGCCAGACAGUCUCGGCCAUUCUCGACAGGAGGAUCAAUAUUACAUGUCCGUCCACGAGUGGACUGAAGAGGACCGUCCAAAGUCCCGGUGCCUGUCAGCUCGGGCGCCGAGAACUCCUCGCACGCCCCGAGCACUCUCACCGCGACGCAGGAUCCAUCCGACAUCCAUCGACGCUGAGAACAUGGAAGAAGACCUCGUCCAACGCAACAACGAGAGGAAUCGACGAACUUCUGUAGCUAGGCCUAUGAGUGCCCGCGAGCCUCCACGCUCCGCCCUCUCUAGGCGAACUUCCCUCACUCAACGUCCAGCAUUCUCCAUAUAUUGAUGUGUACACAAUUGAACGAAAUGAGGAUUUUCGAUUGCUUACUUGGGGGUGCUAGUGAGGAUUAAGUCCUCUAAACUUAAUUAGCUGCUCACUGAAAUAUGACUUUAUUAUUACAAAAUUAAAAUUGGACAUUUAAUCCAACAUUUCAGCACUUUUACAAGUGACUUAACAAUAGCAAAUUUCCAAGAGACUUGAUCGACACUAGCGCCACUAUGGAUGCAAAAACCCUCAUUGUAUAGCCCUAGGCUCUCUGUGUUGUCUAAAUGUAGAAAAGUCAAUCGUGAUGUGACUUCUAAAUGUUAGUAUUUGAUCGAGAAUAGACGUUUAGUGCGUGCUUCUGAGUCGUGUCGCUGUCACUUUUAAGCAUUUCUUAUUUUUAAGUGUAAGACGAAGACGGAACAUAACAAAGUUUCAAAGUUCAGAUGGUAGCAUAUCAAUUUAUUCCAAUCUGUUCUUUUAUGAAGAUUUCUAAACCAGUUUAUACUAAACAGGUGAAAAGUGGGUGAUAGAUUAAUUUAAUAUGACAUACGUAGUAAUUCGAAUAGUAAUUAAAAUCUAAGACAGGUUGGAGUUACUUGAUAUGCGUCAAUACGUAAAUGUUUAUUUUUAAUUCAGAGUGAUAGAUAUACAAAACGCACAAAUUAUUGUAUUGCACGAGCGUGCACAUAAUAUAAAAGAAAAAGAAAAUAAAAAUGUGUCUAGUAGUAUUGACAAUCGCCUUCAGCAAUUUCGAUAUGCUUAUUUAUUUUCUAAAAUUGGACUUACACAAGAAGGAACCAACCCAAACAUCAUCAUAAGCUUGUUGUCAUCCCUUUUCU
Molecule: messenger RNA, 3314 nt
Organism: Spodoptera littoralis (African cotton leafworm)
Lineage: Eukaryota; Metazoa; Arthropoda; Insecta; Lepidoptera; Noctuidae
Source: the annotation of a GenBank genome assembly